CCGACGUUCGCCCUACCCUCAUUGGUGCAGCAGAGUCUUUGUGUGGAUAGGGUUGGCCCCAGCCCCGCUUAGUGAGGGGAGAAAAGUCUUUUAUCGCCUAUCGCUUCGUUCUGGGCAGUGGAUAUGAACGAACGAGCAGAUGCGCGUGCAGGACAAAUGAACCAGAGUUCUUGCGUCUUCUGCUCCUUCGCUCGAAGUUGUCUGAAGACCCACGUCUUGAUGUUGGAUGCAACGCAACCUGAAUUCGUGUCGACACUGUUAUGCCCGCCCUUUUAAUAUCCCGUCAGGGCCAGAACCUCAAGCAUCCUUCACGUGUGCGAAGACCUCCAGGAUCGGCGGCCGUAUUUCUUCGUUGGCGGAAGCAGAAGCGCAAGCUCGCGAUUUUACCUCUGGUUCUGAGGUCGGUGUCUAUGGGGCCUUGCGUCUAUCUCGAUCGACCGCCAUCCGAUCAAGUGGUGUUGGUGUUGCUAUUGUGGAUGUACGCAUGACCUCCAUUCGCCAUGGUCCGUGUCGUGUCUGCUUUUAGGGCGAAGUCAUAGUUCGCCUGCAUCGGUUGGACCUGUCCUACAUCAUCCCACGCUUUUAUGUCAUUGUUCGUCGAAAAGUCAGUCCUUGGGUGUGUUGGUCGUUAGCUUGUAGCGCCCUUGAAUGAUAUCCAUUACAUCAU
Messenger RNA from Postia placenta MAD-698-R-SB12, 667 nucleotides. RefSeq lists its product as hypothetical. The transcript has a single exon. Bases 227 to 526 code for a protein of 99 amino acids. Lineage: Eukaryota; Fungi; Basidiomycota; Agaricomycetes; Polyporales; Adustoporiaceae. The record is from RefSeq and is a predicted model, not a curated record.